AUGGCCCAUAUUCGCACGCAAAGAUUGCGUGAGGAUGGGAGAAUGUCGUCCUCAUCCUCUAUCGAUUCACUUGCUACAAACUCUAGCGAAUCCGAAGCUGGGCUUCUUGGUAAUUUGACAUCUAGCAUUAGCGAUCACCACAACCAUCAUGAACACACUCCCGAGAACAUAUCAACAGAAAAUUUCAGCAACAGCCAGAUAUUAGAGAAUGCAAAGCUCGGUGUUAAGUCCUCAAGAGUUAAUGGCAAAGGCCAUGAUGAGCAUAGAAGAGCCUCGAUUCCAGUCCACUUGGAAAAAGUGAAAAAUGGAGGGAGGGGAAGCUACCUGCUCAAGAUGGAUGAUGAUUUGCGAGAGCUGCUAUCCCAAUCUCGCUCUGCUGCAGGCGCAGAUGGAAAAAAGAGAAGGGCAAAAUUCACAGAUCUAGUCUUCACAAAACGAUUUACCACAUUCGACCGCCAAAACCCCGAGGCUUCGGGAUCUCCCUUUCACGGCUUCUACAUCCUAUUCUGGAUGAGUAUUGGUAUGUUGAUGGUGAAGGAUGCUGCAACCUCUUAUCGGAACGAGGGGAGGAUAUUUGGAAUCGACAUCUUAUCGAUAAUGUUUAUGCCGAAUAAGUUAAUCGAUUGUCUUUUGACUGAUGCUAUUGCAUUUUACGGAACUAGCCUGUGGUGUGUACCGUUGCAGAAAGCAAUCAACAAAGGAUAUAUAAAAUGGGAUAGAGCUGGUUGGAUAGUGCAGAUAUUAUGGCAAGGUUUCUUUAUGUGGGCGAUUAUCCAAUACACCCUCUAUAAGGAAUGGUCAUGGAUCCAAACGGUAUAUAUCGUUUUGCAUGCCCAUGUUAUGCUGAUGAAGCAGCACUCAUAUGCCUUUUACAACGGGCAUCUAUCCGGAGUUUUCAAUCGUCGCAACUUACUACGAGGGAAAUUACAGGAACUUCAUUCUUUGCAUUCUUCUGUGCUCGAUAAAAGUCCUGCACAAAGACACCAUCAUCGAUCCGAAUCUGGAACCUCGAUUGACUCCGGUGUUGGUCUUGGUAACGUUAGUUACGAUGGCAUCAACCAAGUGCUGAAUACUGAAACCGAAGAAAUGGACUCUGAACAACUUGAAGAUUUUGAAAAAACGCUGGCUGGCGAAAUCGAAGGCUGUGAUGUGGAAUUAACCUCUAGAGUCAGCGGAGGAAAACUAGUGCAGUACCCAAAUAAUCUCACAUGGUGGAACUACUUAGAGUAUCUCCAUUUUCCCACUGUUGUAUAUGAACUUGAAUACCCCCGACAAGACUCAAUAAAUUGGCAUUACGUCGCCGAGAAAGUUUUUGCUAUAUUUGGCGUUCUGGGCAUCAUGGUUGUGGUUUCUCAACACUACAUGUGGCCUGUGGUCAUGAAAGCCAACGCCAUGAGUUCUUGGCCGAUCGAGGAAAGACUGAAAGAAAUACCGUGGGUGUUCGCCGAUCUACUCUUUCCGUUCCUUGUGGAGUAUCUGAUGACAUGGUACUUAAUCUGGGAGUUGAUUCUGAAUAUUUUGGGCGAGCUCACCUUAUUUUCUGAUCGCGGUUUCUAUGGUGACUGGUGGAACAGCCCUGGCUGGGACGUGUUUGCUCGAGACUGGAACAAACCUGUCCACAACUUUCUCCGCCGCCAUGUCUACCAUACAAUUUUUAAGAAAGUUAGAGGUUAUUUGAUGUUCAGCAGCAUGUUACAGAUACCAUUGAGCGCUUUUGCGCACACUAAGCUCAUGCGGGAUAGAAAAACACUGGGGAACACAUUAUUCUGGAUUGGGUUAUAUAUUGGGCCAUCACUCAUUUGUACCAUGUAUCUAAUGGUUUAG
Molecule: messenger RNA, 1824 nt
Organism: Morchella importuna
Lineage: Eukaryota; Fungi; Ascomycota; Pezizomycetes; Pezizales; Morchellaceae
Exons: 10
Coding region: 1-1824 (607 amino acids)
Biological process (GO): ergosterol metabolic process
Cellular component (GO): endoplasmic reticulum membrane
Molecular function (GO): ergosterol O-acyltransferase activity
Source: RefSeq, a predicted model, not a curated record